Molecule: messenger RNA, 3830 nt
Organism: Anopheles moucheti
Lineage: Eukaryota; Metazoa; Arthropoda; Insecta; Diptera; Culicidae
Gene: NTPase
Product: ectonucleoside triphosphate diphosphohydrolase 5
Exons: 4
Coding region: 444-1838 (464 amino acids)
Biological process (GO): nucleoside diphosphate catabolic process
Cellular component (GO): membrane
Molecular function (GO): UDP phosphatase activity; GDP phosphatase activity
Source: RefSeq, a predicted model, not a curated record
GUGUACGCGCGUGUGUGUCUCUUUACAAGAGAGAGUAUUUUCCUUUUUGGUGGAAAGUUUUUACCACCUCUUCCGCUCGAGUGCGUGUAACUCAUUUCGAUUAUCUUCAAGUUUUCCGUACCAUAUCGGUGUUUUAGUGCUGGUCCGUAAUUUUAUAAGCUGGUCGAACAGUGAGGAGCAACAAGGAACAAAACGUCAUCGUAGGCUCGCGUAAUUACGACAUUUCUACCACCAGUUGGAUGCUCUUGCAAUGCUGCAACAGGCUGAUACGCACGAAGGCAGUGGAAUUGCAUCGUACUGAAUGGCCACUCUUUAAUCUGGAAAAGCAGUUUUGGAGAUAAACGAUGCGACUGCCAAGAAGUGAACAAGAGUUAUGAUUUUUGUUGAAUUUUAGAUAAGAUAGUCGUCACUCGUCGUCUAGCGAUUCUUCCUCUGCAAUCAAGAUGGGAUUCGAGUAUGAACUGCUACAGCAGCAAGACUCAUCCGAACGCACACAGCCUCCGGCCGGAUCACGGCGCAAAGGUAGCUCGAAGGGUGGAGCGUCCAGCAGCAAUCUGCGCUUCAGUUUCAUCUGUCUCGUUAUCAGUGCCUCGCUGCUUAUAUUCCUGCUCGGUGCGUACACCGAUUCGUUCCAUCCGAUCAUCGACGGGAUUGCCGGCAAGCUCGGUUAUCAUGAGAAAAUCUAUGCCGUCGUGAUAGAUGCCGGUUCGACCGGGAGUCGGGUGCUAGCGUUUGAAUUUCACCAUGGCUACCUCGAUGGGCGCUUAGUGCUGGACUAUGAACUGUUCGAGCAAUCGAAGCCGGGUCUGUCCGCGUUUGCCGAUCGUCCGGCAGAAGGUGCGGCCAGUAUCGGGAAAUUGCUAGAUCUUGCCAAAAAGGUUGUACCCCAGGAUAAGCUCGCGGAUACUCCGCUAGUAUUGAAGGCGACCGCUGGAUUACGCUUACUGAAGCCAGCGCAAGCGGAAGCCCUUCUGGCCGCCUGUCGCGAGUUGUUUAAAUCGUCCGGCUUUCUGGUGAACGAACUAGCGGUGGAAAUAAUGGAUGGUACGGAUGAGGGUAUCUUCUCCUGGUUUACGGUGAAUUUCUUGUUAGGAAAAUUGAAUGGCCGCAAUACAGUAGCUGCGCUGGAUCUCGGUGGUGGAAGCACUCAGGUUACGUUUGCUCCCAAAGACGUAUCGCAGACACCGCUGUACAAGGACUACAUGCACCGGGUGCCCACGUUCACCUCGUACGUUGAGGUGUUCACCAAUAGCUAUCUCGGGGCAGGACUGCACGCGAUACGACAUGCGGUGUUCACGCACCGGGCAGCAGAGAAUCAAACGAAACUGACCAGCGAAUGCGUUAAUCCCAUCAUACACGACAAGCUGUUCCGGUACGGUACGGGACAAUACUACAUCAGCGGCAAGGACAAUCCGAAGGCAACGGCCGAAAAUCCGGUCGUCGAUUAUGAGCUGUGCGCGUCGAUCGUGAAGCAGAAACUGCUGCCAACGCUGAAACCAAAGCCGGUGACAUUGAAGCAGCAUGAAAUAUCUGCCUUUAGCUACUUCUUCGAUCGUGCCAUUGAGACGGGGCUAGUUGAUCCAAUGCAGGGUGGUGAGACGACGGUUGGCGAGUUCGUUACCAAAUCUCGAGAAGUAUGCGCCGAAGCAAACGCAGAUCAACCGUUUAUGUGUGUGGACCUGGUGUUUAUCUCCACACUGCUUGAGGAAGGCUAUGGAUUGAAGGCAAAAACACCGCUGAAGUUGUACAAAAAGAUUGACGGCCACGAAAUAUCGUGGGCCUUGGGCUGUGCGUAUAACAUUCUGACGAGUCGCGAAAAUGCGAUGAAACAUAAGUAAGCUAAGGAUAGCAACGAUUCCAACUCAAUCGGAACCAAAUGACGAACAUCAAGACGAUGCAAUCAGGAAGCUUUUUUUACCGGACCGGACCAGAUGGAGAAGUAUUUGUUAAACUAACGCCAACGAAGCAAUCGAAUCGACUUAUUGUUCCUCGCAAUAAGGAGGAAAAUACCGAGAGAAUUUAAAGCAAACGAUAUUAUAUUUAAUCUACCCCUUUACAGGCAGUUACUAAAACACAAACGUUGCCACCGAAUUCGCGCGUAGUGCGAACCAGGAUUUGAAUGAUAAUAGGGGCGGUGAACCGUUUUAGGAAGAAUUCGUGAAUGCAAAGGCAACGUUCGGUUCCAUCCCCGUUUAUUUCUCGCUCAUGGGCGAUUUUUAUACAAAAAUCGACAAACGGAAUGAAUUUUAAUUGUAUCUUACACAAACCCAACAUAAGAUUGGUCCCGCCGUAAUAGUAAAAAGCAUUCAAAAGACAUAACUAUUUUUUAAACCAUGGUAUAAAAAGAAACACAAACCCCACAUACAAUUACUAUUUGCCAAACAAAAACGAAACGAAUGGCGAAGGAUGAUACAUUUUUCGGUGUCUUUACAAAACAGAACGGAUGAACGGAAAAAACAUGGAAACAUAAAGUAGCGGACAUGGUUUUAAAACGAAAUCGCAGCGAUGACGCUUUUAACGAACCGUAACUAUAUCCAAGAUGUGCCUUUUUUCUAGAAAAAUUGAUCGUAUCAAGCAAGAGAAGCUGCGGAGAAUAAGAGAAGAAACAGGAUCAGAAGUGAGCGUGUCAGACAAACGAACACAUUACAGUUAAAUAUCACGAAAAUACCCACAUGAACAUGUACAUUCGUAACAAUGCACCAACGAACGUAAUUCCGUAGCCAUCAAUAGUGAAUAGAAAAAUAGCACGAGAAACAAACGUAGGAUGUGAUUAGCCGAAAUAGUUGUAAGCAAGUAACAGAACAAAAAAAAAACAGCAGUAGGGGAAAAAAGACUAGUUAAAAAGCAAUCUAGCUGUUAGUAAACUUUAGGCUGCACUGGAACAUACUCUUCUGCACAAAACUCCAAAUUCCUAACCAUACCGAGCACUUACCCUUUCAAGCAAUGGAAUCGUGCAUGAGUGUGUGUGUGUGUGUGUGUGUGUGUAUGUAAGUUGUGUCCUUUUCUCCUGUGCGGGAUCGUGUUGUCCUUGCCUUUUAUUUGUUGUUGAUGUUGUUGUUGCUGUUGUUGUUUGAAAGUAUAAAUCAAGGAGAGAACAUACACCUUUUGACGGGCAUGUUUGCGAAACGCAAGUCCUUAUAGUCCCCCAUUUGCUAGUGUACAGCAUAGAUCAUAGGCUGUGUAGAAACCGAAUAGCCAAUUAUACGUGAACCGUGUAGCGGUAGUAGCUGAUCGGUGUGCGUGAUCCUCCCCAAAGCACAUUCCCUUUCAUCCCGUUUGAAGGCUCCUCCGUGGACCUGUGGGUCCUGUAAAGUAAAAAUAGGAAAAAUUCGUUUGCUCCCAUACCAUUUCCACACACUGUAAACAGUGAUGGUCGUUUUUCCUGCGCACAUACUUGCACCAGUAUUCAUGUAUGUACGUAGCACACAAUCAUAAUAACACAAGACCCCAUCAGACAGAUUUUAAUGCAAGCUAGCUUUACAGCAUGUUUUCAUUUCCUCAAAACAAUUCAAAUGGCAUGCUUUCAUUUAACAGUUCAAUUGCUAACGCUCACUUAAAGUGAACAAAGUGUGAUAAAAGCUAGAAAAGCAAAGCAAAACCGAAGCGAUAAAACAAAUCAUUUCUCUCUCAGUGAAGUCGAUUAAUUGACAGCCGAAAUAGAAAGGACAUUAUUAGCUUUUUGUGUGACCGAACAAUCAAUGAAAAGUGAAUUGUACUACACGAUUGUUCUACGUUCUUUGUGUUUUGUUUUUCUUUUUGUAAAUGUGUAAACGGAUGCAACUGCUAAUAAAAAAUCAACCUCAGGAUGGUGUAACACCAUACCAAGUGUA